Molecule: messenger RNA, 1143 nt
Organism: Debaryomyces fabryi
Lineage: Eukaryota; Fungi; Ascomycota; Pichiomycetes; Serinales; Debaryomycetaceae
Gene: MSW1
Product: tryptophan--tRNA ligase
Exons: 1
Coding region: 1-1143 (380 amino acids)
Biological process (GO): mitochondrial tryptophanyl-tRNA aminoacylation
Cellular component (GO): mitochondrion; mitochondrial matrix
Molecular function (GO): tryptophan-tRNA ligase activity; ATP binding
Source: RefSeq, a predicted model, not a curated record
AUGGUAAUGAAACGGGGCACGAUCAGAUGUCUAAUAGGAACAAGUAGGUUCAGCCGCAACUACUCACAACCUAGUGUAAAUGUAAUUGAAUCUGUUCCCAAAUUCCCUCCAAACUCCACUAUAUUUUCCUUGAUUCAACCAACAGGAAAGAUCCAUCUUGGGAAUUAUUUAGGAGCCAUACGCAAUUGGAAAGAUCUUUCUGAAUCACGGAGUCCUGGUACAAAGUAUAUUUUUGGUAUAGCAGACUUGCAUGCCAUUACUGUACCUCAAAAUCCUGGAAAGUUAAAAGAAAAUAGAUACGAAGCCAUCGCAAGUUUACUAUCAGCAGGGAUUGAUCCAGAUGCAUGUAUUUUAUAUCACCAGUCAUCCGUACCAGAGCACACAGAGUUAAAUUGGAUAUUGACAUGUAUUACCAGCAUGGGGAGCUUAAACAGAAUGACACAGUGGAAACUGAAAUCACAGCAGAUAGAGACAAGCUCGAUAUUUGAUGAAAAAGUGCUUGGGAAGACGAAAGCCGGUUUAUUAUGUUACCCAGUACUACAAGCAGCUGAUAUCCUUAUAUUCAAAUCGACGCAUGUUCCAGUAGGAGACGAUCAAUCCCAGCACUUAGAACUAUGCCGCAAUAUCGCAUCUACAUUCAAUCACACCUUUAAAACAAACUACUUCGCCCUUCCCAGCACCUUAUUGACGCCGGCAAAAAAGGUCCUCUCACUUAGAAACCCCACCAAAAAGAUGUCUAAGUCAGAUGCAGACCAGAAUUCGUGUAUCUAUGUGACAGAAUCGCCCGAUGUUAUCGCCAAAAAAAUUAAGAAAGCCACCACUGACUCUAUUCAGGGAAAGAUUUACUACGACCCUGAAAACAGACCCGGUGUGUCCAACUUGAUCAACAUUAUCUCUGGUCUCUCUAGGAAGUCUGUAACAGAUACUGUGGAAGACUUACUGUGGAUCAAAGAUCACAAACAGUUGAAGGAUCACGUCACCGAGUUUAUUGUAGAAGAAUUUUCUAAUAAGAGACAUUUAUACAAUGAACUUAUGACUGACUUCUCCUAUCUUGAUCUUAUCUGUAAAACGGGUACUACAAAAGCCAGAGAAAUCACCCAGAUCAAUAUUCAAGACAUCAAAAAACUCGUGGGUUUGGACUAG